Microcebus murinus (gray mouse lemur) is the source of this 1787-nucleotide messenger RNA. RefSeq lists its product as uncharacterized. Lineage: Eukaryota; Metazoa; Chordata; Mammalia; Primates; Cheirogaleidae. Gene Ontology annotation, cellular component: endoplasmic reticulum exit site; endoplasmic reticulum membrane. The record is from RefSeq and is a predicted model, not a curated record. Gene Ontology annotation, biological process: endoplasmic reticulum to Golgi vesicle-mediated transport; protein secretion; vesicle cargo loading.
AGGGGGCUCCUUGCUGAGCGCUGGGGCCGCGCGGGGCGUCCCCUGUGAAGCGUCAGGGUCAGGAUUGGUCCUCACGGAGUGUACAGCACUCGUUGCUACAGCAACGACCACACAGGGUAACGUUUGAGCGGAAACGCAGCUCUCUGUGCCCCUUCGAGUUAACCCGAGUGUCCUACUCACCUGCCCCUUGCGCACUGCUGUCCAGCUGACUUGCUCACACCCUGACCUGUCCUAAGCCUUCCUCCCACUGCUCGAGGACUUGGUUUGACCCCAUACUUCCCAGCGCCCCGCUUCUUUCUCCUCCUCUCCCAGGACACGCUGAGAGGCCCCGGACAUGGAGGUGAAGAGGCUGUUCUUGAUUCUUCUGCUCAGCGCUCCCUGUUACCCAUCCAGGAAUUCUGUGAAUAUUUUUGAGUAUUUUCCAAAGAAUUUCACCCAUCCAAUUCAUGAAUGUUUCAAAGAAGACCAAGGCUUCUCACCCAUACUAGUCCAUAUUCUGCCUGAUUAUGUUCAUCUUGGGCCCAACUUUUUUGGAAUUCCUUGGAAGAUUAUUAUUAUUGCUGCAUACUUGGGAGCUAUUACAUUGGCCAUUUUCUUCUGGAGUAUUCUGUUUCCUAUAUAUCAUCCACAAUAUCAAGUUAAUCUACAGCAGAUUUCUGAGAAGAUCAAAAAUUUCACAAAGGAAAAUGCAGAGCUUGUAGCAAAAAUAUCCAUUUGUGAACAGAAGAUCAAUGAAUCAAAGCAAUGUCUUCAAGACAAGAAAAGGGAAAAUGAGAUUCUUUUGGAUACUCCACAUAAAUUUAAGACAGGAAAUGUAAAGGACAAAUGGGAGGAAUCAAAGCUGAGAGCCUCGAGGUCCAAUAACUAUCAUCUGGAAGGAAUUAAAAAGAACUUGGACAAUAGCUAUGAAGAAUUGGAAUAUAGGAAAGCAAAAAAAGAGGCUAAGUUCAGAAUGCUGAAGAUAAAAGUAGACAAUCUUUAUGAAAUCUAUGGACAAAGAAAGACUGCAGCAGAAGAGAAGGUGAGAAUGAAAAAACUUCAGCAGGCACAAAGGGAGAGACAGCUGUCACAGCUGGAGGAAAACGUGAAACUGGCUGCAGAAGAAAUAGAGACCUUCAAGAAACAAAUAGAAAGCAUGAAAGAGCAGCAGCAGGAAGCAGAGCUCAACUACAAAUACCAGAUUGCCACUAGCGAAAUGGCAGCUCAAUACUACUGGCUCAAGACUCAGGCUUUCAGGAGGGAGAGGGCGGAGCAGGCCAGGGAGGCUGCCCGCUUGAGGAACAGACUGGAAAUAAUACAAAGUCAGAAGCAGCAAGAGGCAUACGGGAUGGAGACAGCUGCACGAAGGUCGCCGGACACGCAGAGCCCUCCAUGCACAGCGGAUUCAGGACCUCAGUCUGUGCCCAGGCCGACCAGCAGUGGGAUCCCGGCCACAAACACACAGAAGCAAAAGGUGGAGGUGGAUGCAAGAGGGCCCCCUGGAGUCCCAGGACCGGCCCACAUGCCCAAGCCCAUGGCUGGCCCUUCAUCAGCCUUCAGAGACCAUGGGCCACUUCCUCGCCCCUCCUGCCCUCUGAGACUCAGCCCCCACCUCAAGGGCCACCAUUUGGUAUGGUGACUGACAAGGGGCAACCAUAUUGAAAUUUGAAGAGGACCCUGAGCCAGGGCACCGAUAGUAUUGGAAAAGGUAUCAGACCUGCAUAUGCUCCCAGCAUGUUCCCUGCCCUGUGCUCCCUCCUCUCUCUUGCAUUCUUUCCUGUGUUUCCCCUAAUAAAUGUUUGCGGUUC